AUGGCGGACAGAUACAUCCCAGAGCACCGUCGCACCCAGUUCAAGGCUAAAGGCAGUUUCAAGCCUGAUGAGUUGCGUCGCCGACGCGAGGAGCAGCAGGUCGAAAUCCGUCGACAGAAGAGAGAGGAGAAUUUAGCCAAACGAAGAGGUGUCCAACGUGGAAAUGGCGAAAUCGGGAUCGGUGGCCUUACUGAGGCAGAUAGCGACGAUGAGGCCGGCAACAUCGAGAGUGAGCUCAGCACAGAACUGCCAGAAAUGGUUAAAGGCGUCUUUUCGGACCAGAUCGAUGCUCAGAUCCAAGCCACCACCAAAUUCCGCAAACUCUUGUCCAAAGAACGCAACCCACCCAUCGAAAAAGUCAUCGAAACCGGCGUCGUUAGUCGCUUCGUCGAAUUCCUCCGCUCUCCCCAUACCCUCGUCCAAUUUGAGGCAGCAUGGGCUUUGACAAACAUUGCAUCCGGCUCGGCAGCACAAACACAGGUGGUUAUUGAGGCGGGCGCAGUGCCCAUUUUUGUCGAACUUCUAAGCAGCCAUGAGCCGGAUGUUCGUGAACAAGCCGUCUGGGCCUUGGGCAACAUUGCUGGUGACAGUCCUGCUUGUCGUGACUAUGUUCUCAGCCAGGGUGCCUUGAAACCGCUCCUUGCCCUGAUCGCUGAUGGGCGCAAAUUGAGUAUGCUUCGAAACGCCACUUGGACAUUGAGCAACUUCUGCCGUGGCAAGACUCCACAGCCAGACUGGAAUACGAUUUCCCCCGCCCUUCCCGUCUUAGCAAAACUCGUUUAUAUGCUCGACGACGAGGUCCUCAUCGACGCGUGCUGGGCCAUCUCCUACUUAUCUGACGGUUCCAACGACAAGAUCCAGGCAGUUAUUGAAGCAGGAAUUCCUCGACGUCUCGUUGAACUUCUCAUGCACGCUUCCACGUCGGUCCAGACUCCCGCAUUACGUUCCGUUGGAAACAUUGUUACUGGCGAUGACGUCCAGACACAAGUGAUCAUCAACUGUGGUGCACUACAGGCUCUCCUGUCUCUACUCAGCUCCCAGAAGGAUGGCAUUCGCAAGGAAGCAUGCUGGACCAUCUCCAACAUUACCGCUGGCAACAGCACUCAAAUCCAGGCUGUCGUUGAUGCCGGCAUUAUUCCUCCUCUGAUCCAUCUUCUGUCCAACGGUGACUUCAAGACUCGGAAAGAAGCUUGCUGGGCUAUAUCCAAUGCUACUUCCGGAGGCCUCCAGAAGCCUGAGCAAAUCAGAUAUCUCGUGACACAAGGAUGCAUCAAGCCCCUUUGCGACUUGCUUGCGUGCCCCGACAACAAGAUCAUACAAGUCGCCUUGGAUGGCUUGGAGAAUAUCCUCAAGGUUGGAGAAAUGGACAAGGAGGCUGCCGAUGCGCGUGCCCCUGAGGCACAGGUCAAUCGAUACGCUUUGUUCAUUGAAGAGGCCGGUGGUAUGGAGAAGAUCCAUGAUUGCCAGAACAACGCCAACGAGGAGAUCUACAUGAAGGCAUACAACAUCAUCGAGCGAUACUUUUCGGACGAAGAAGAUGCUGGCGCUGAUAUCGAAGAGCUGGCACCACAAGCUAACGCCAGCGGUUUUACACUCGGGUCGAAUCAACCCCAAGGCCAGUUCAACUUCGCCAACGGCAACGACACUAUGGAUAUGUAA
This is a messenger RNA of Capronia epimyces CBS 606.96, 1659 nucleotides long. RefSeq names its product importin subunit alpha-1. NCBI's taxonomy places the organism in Eukaryota, Fungi, Ascomycota, Eurotiomycetes, Chaetothyriales, Herpotrichiellaceae. Bases 1 to 1659 code for a protein of 552 amino acids. Gene Ontology annotation, molecular function: protein binding; nuclear import signal receptor activity. Gene Ontology annotation, biological process: NLS-bearing protein import into nucleus. Gene Ontology annotation, cellular component: nucleus; cytoplasm; nucleoplasm. The record is from RefSeq and is a predicted model, not a curated record. The transcript has 3 exons.